This is a messenger RNA of Pseudomyrmex gracilis, 4713 nucleotides long. RefSeq names its product Niemann-Pick C1 protein (gene Npc1a). Gene Ontology annotation, molecular function: lipid carrier activity. The transcript is spliced from 19 exons. Lineage: Eukaryota; Metazoa; Arthropoda; Insecta; Hymenoptera; Formicidae. Bases 315 to 4436 code for a protein of 1373 amino acids. The record is from RefSeq and is a predicted model, not a curated record. Gene Ontology annotation, cellular component: membrane.
AGCCGCCGCCGAUAGGUAGUCGUAGUCGUUGUUGGUCGUCGUCGUGCGGAGUUGACGAAGAAUCGCGCUCGUGAAACAUCGUGAAGUUUUUUUUUUUUUCGAGGGGUUUACGAACGUCGCGUUCGAGGAUGAUCUGCACGCACUCGGCGAUGAUCAUUUCGUGAUACAUUGCGCACCGAGAGUGUGAAAACAAAAACGGGGAGCGAGGAGGUUAAGUGCGUAGUAUUUGUUAAAGUAUAUAAUCUGGGGGUAGGCAAAACAAAAUUCCAGGUGUGUGUGUGUGUGCAUACAUAAUAAGAGCGAAACGCUGUGCGAUGCACAGGACUAGUGUAAUAGACGUCCGUCGUCGAGCAAUGACAAUCAUGACUUGCAACAGCGUUCUCUGGCCUCUGUUGCUUCUGACCUUGCUUGCAAAUUUGGUUGUCAGUGAGGAAAGCGCUCAUUGCGUAUGGUACGGGCAAUGCUUUACGGAUACAUUUAUGCACACGAAAUACUGUCCUUACGAUGGGCCAGCGAAACCAUUAGAUUCCGAAGGUCAGAAGCUGCUGGCUACACACUGUCCGCAUCUCUUGGUGGACAAUGGCAAAGGAAUUAAUACUUGCUGCGAUGCGAAACAGCUUGCUACGUUAAAUAAUAAUGUCAAGCUCGCAUCAAACUUUUUAAAACGAUGUCCUAGCUGUUUAGAUAAUUUAGUGAAACAUUUUUGCGAUUUUACAUGCGCUGUUGAUCAAAGUAGAUUUAUCAACGUUACAGAAAUAAUUAAUACAGAAAAUGAUGUAAAGUAUAUUAAUGCGAUAGACAUUUAUAUAACAAAUAAAUAUCUCGAGGGAACGUUCAAUUCGUGCAAUAAGGUAUCGGUGCCAAGCACGGGACAAUUAGCGUUGGACUUAAUGUGCGGGGAAUGGGGAGCGAGUAGAUGCACUCCUUUGAAGUGGUUCUACUUUAUGGGCGAUGCGGAGAACAAUGUUUAUGUACCUUUCCAAAUCACGUAUGUGAACACCGAUGAACCUGUUGGAUCGUUCAUACCAUUGGAUCCGCCAAUUACGCCGUGCAGUAAGGCGCUAAACAAAAACACUCCAGCUUGCAGCUGUGUCGACUGCGAACAGAGUUGUCCAGUACCACCACCGGCGCCUCCACUGCCACAACCAUUUUUAGUAUUUGGCUACGAUGGUUACGAAGUUAUAAUGACAAUUAUUUUCGUAUGUGGCACCUGCCUGUUCCUAUUUUUAGUGGUGUGUUUCAGUCACCGAAAGCGCAUAGUUGCACGAGGGGAGGAAGUAGGAAGACAGGUGGGUAGACGGCUAGCUGCCGGAUUACACCACCCAGGAGACGGUGCUCGUAUUGCCCUCGCCGCUGACCAGGAAGACAGCCCACUUCAGUCUAAGCGGUCCAGUAUUAUAUCCAACGAAGAUUUACCAACCGAUUUUGACCAAGAACAAUCUACUUUCAUUGAGAAACUUGGAGCAGGCACAGAUAAAGUUUUGCAGGAGUUCUUCUGCAAGUGGGGAACAUUCUGUGCUUCCCGACCUUGGUUGAUACUUUUCCUUGGCUUCCUAUUGAUUGUUGCCUUGGCACAUGGUAUAAAAUACGUGAAAAUUACUACGGAUCCUGUGGAAUUGUGGGCAUCUCCGAAUUCCCGAUCGCGUGUCGAAAGAGAAUAUUUCGAUAAACAUUUUGAACCUUUUUAUCGAAACGAACAAAUUAUCAUCACGUCCGUUGGUUUGCCCAAUAUUGUGCACAACACUACCAACGGACCGAUCGUAUUUGGUCCUGUAUUCAACGACACGUUUUUAAAAACGGUUUAUAAAUUGCAAGAAGGAAUCAAAAACAUCAUUACUCCAAAUAACUACACAUUGGCGGACAUAUGUUUUGCUCCUUUAACCGGACCGUUUACUGGUCCGACUACAGUCUCGAAAUGCACUAUUCAAAGUGUAUGGGGCUAUUGGCAAGACAGCUUAAGUAAAUUUGAAGAAUCGGAAGACGAAGGAAAUUAUACGGUCAACUAUUUAGAUCAUUUCCGAGUAUGCUCGCAAAAUGCAUACAAUCCUCAGUGUCUCGCGCUUUACGGCGGCCCUAUUGAACCGGCAAUUGCGGUAGGCGGAUUUUUGUCUCCGGGACAGGACCUUCACAAUCCAUCGUAUGAGAAGGCAACCGCGAUAAUACUUACUUUUCUUGUAAACAAUUAUCACAACAAGGCUAAGUUAGUUUCCGCGAUGGAGUGGGAAGAAAGCUUUAUCAAGUUUAUGAAAAAUUGGACGGCAACGGAAAAACCGGCAUUUAUGGACAUAGCAUUCACGUCCGAGCGUUCUAUCGAGGACGAACUGAACCGUGAAUCCCAAUCGGACAUUGUGACUAUUUUGGUAUCGUAUGUCAUUAUGUUCGGAUACAUUGCGGUGUCCCUCGGCCAGAUCAGAUCAUGUUCUCGUCUUCUGUACGAUUCUAAAAUCACGCUUGGACUUGGUGGCGUAAUUAUAGUAUUGGCAUCUGUGGUUUGCUCAGUCGGAUUGUUCGGUUUCAUCGGUAUACCAGCUACGCUGAUUAUUAUUGAAGUCAUACCAUUUUUGGUACUGGCGGUCGGAGUGGACAAUAUUUUUAUCCUGGUGCAAACUCAUCAGAGGGAGGCCAGACGCCCGAACGAGUCGAUUCCGCAACAUAUAGGUCGCGCAUUGGGUCAGGUCGGCCCUAGUAUGUUACUCACGAGUGUGUCAGAAAGUUGUUGCUUCUUCCUCGGUAGUCUUUCUGAUAUGCCUGCUGUGAGGGCGUUCGCUCUGUAUGCUGGAAUGGCAUUGUUAGUAGAUUUCCUACUGCAAAUUACAUGUUUUGUCAGUCUCUUAGCGCUUGACACAAUUCGACAUGCGAACAAUAGGUUAGAUGUGUGUUGCUUUAUUCGAUCCAAACGAGAUGAUGGAGAAGAGGUAGUAGAUGGAAUGCUGUACAAAAUUUUCAAAGUUGCGUACGUUCCAUUAUUGUUGCAAAAAUGGGUUCGUGCAAUCGUAAUGAUUGUAUUUUUCGGCUGGCUUUGUAGCAGCAUUGCCGUAAUACCACACAUCGAAAUCGGCCUAGAUCAGGAACUCUCUAUGCCUGAAGAUAGCUUUGUGCUCAAAUAUUUCCAGUUCUUAAAUACUUACUUAUCGAUCGGACCGCCAAUGUAUUUUGUUGUUAAAAACGGCCUAAAUUAUUCCGAUACCAAAGUACAAAAUUUAGUAUGCGGCGGACAAUACUGUAACAGCGAUUCAGUAUCAACACAAAUAUUUACAGCAUCGAAACAACCAAACAGAACAUACAUAGCUAAACCUGCUUCAUCUUGGAUAGACGAUUACAUUGAUUGGUCGGGACUGCACGGUUGUUGUAAAUAUUUCCGUACAAAUAGCUCAUUUUGUCCACAUAACGAUCGUUCGCAUUGCUCUCUUUGCAACAUCACUUUAAACGAUUAUAACAGACCAGUGCCGAGCGACUUCAAUAAAUAUGUAUCAUUCUUCCUACAAGACAAUCCCGAUGAGACUUGCGCCAAAGGAGGUCACGCAGCUUACGGUCACGGAGUGAAUUACAUUACCAAUCCCGAAACGAAGAUGUCGACGGUCGGCGCUUCGUAUUUCAUGGCGUAUCACACAAUUCUCAAGAGCUCGGCUGAUUAUUACGAAUCGAUGAGAGCAGCUCGAGUUGUAUCGGCAAACAUUACAGACAUGAUAAAUAACAAUCUCCGAAGUCGUGGUGAAAACACCACGGUAGAAGUUUUCCCGUAUAGUGUUUUCUAUGUGUUUUACGAGCAGUAUCUAACUAUGUGGCCUGACACUUUGCAAAGCAUAGGAAUCUCAUUGCUCGCUAUAUUUGUGGUUACCUUCUUACUGAUGGGCUUGGACAUUUUCUCAUCGUUGGUUGUUUUGAUAACUAUCACGAUGAUUGUUGUUAAUAUUGGUGGACUGAUGUAUUGGUGGCAUAUAACUCUGAAUGCGGUGUCUCUAGUGAACCUGGUUAUGGCAGUGGGCAUAGCCGUCGAGUUUUGCAGCCAUCUAGUGCAUUCAUUCUCAGUGUCGGUUCAAGCAACUCGAGUUGAAAGAGUUGCAGAUGCAUUGACAAACAUGGGUAGUUCAGUAUUCAGCGGUAUUACGCUCACCAAGUUUGGCGGAAUUAUAGUUUUAGGUUUCGCGAAGAGUCAGAUUUUCCAGGUGUUUUACUUCAGAAUGUAUCUGGGUAUUGUAUUAUUUGGAGCAGCGCAUGGUCUCAUCUUUUUACCAGUAUUGCUAAGUUAUAUAGGCGUGAUGUCGGGCCGAGGACGUAAAAGGGCCUGCGAACUCGCGAGCAGAAGUGAAACUAAACAUCACGAACACGAACAACCGAAUUCUCCUCUACUCCAAGACAACAAUUAUCAACGUCCGACCACUUCCUACGCCAGUAUGAAUUUUGUCAAUGCGACUGAUCACCACAUAGCGUUCUAAUACAAAUCAAUUGAGACGCCGAUUUAAUCGGAUGCAAUUUUUGUACUUAGACUGAAACAUGGAUCUGUUAAGUAAACGUAAUAGUUUUUUCUUUAUUGCGCGAAACUUACAGGAAGUUCAAAUCAUUUCUGCGAAACAAAAUUCCGAUAAUAUUAAUGGUGAACAUGUCCAUCUGACGCUCAUAUUUGGCAUUUUUAGUGACAAAUUUUGUUUAUAAUUAUAAGGUCAUUUGUAGCAUAUUUAUUCUUUUUUGGGUAAGGUUGCCUUUAUUUUUUAC